CUUCCCGUAUUUCCAUGCCUUCAUGUAAUUAAAUUACGGCAACUUACAUUCUUAUCGAAAAGUGGUGAUCCAAACACGAUAUACAACAGCACAAUAACCUGGCAAAUGUGUUCGUUCAGUCAUUUUCUAUUUUUGUCAAAAUGCGCCGUUUUACCAUUUAACGUUAGCCAGAUACUUGUUUCCUUUUGUCAAACCUAUGUCUAGCAAGCUGCAAGCUAACUACAGCAGCUGAAGUUUCAGUGCAAACUUGUAACCGUGCUUACUGCACUACAAUUUUUAAGUACGUUUGCAUUUACAUCGAGUAACUUGUAGCUAUCGUUUAAAACAGCAUUGCACUUACGGGGGAUUUCAUGCUAAUUUAGGUAGCGGUCGACACGCUUGCGGCUGUCAGUGACAGCAUAUACAGAUGGCUAGCUGGCUAAAAAGAAUCGCUAGGCCUACAUUGAGUUUGGAGCUGGUGCUAAGUCGACUGGCGCGGUAUUCUGGAAUGCUGUGAUGUACAAGGUACACUAGUGCCUCUGAUUUGAGUUAACAUUGGCACAUUUAUUGGUUACGUUUAGCAUGAAAUGUUUUAACGAGGUUAUACCAGCUAUACCGGGCGGCUGUACUUUUAAAAUCUGAACUACGUUGCUUUGCAAAUUGGAUACACUGUCAGACACGUUAGGUUAGAUUACCAGCGUUUUUUCCUGGCUCAAAAUCAGGCACAUGUGCUCAACCAAAAUCGUGCAGGAGGAAUCAAAUUCACCACGCCCUUAUUUAUUAUUUGUAUUUUUGUAAUAAAGUUUUGAAUUCCCACAUGGGGAAUUGCAUUGUUUUCUUAGUUUAGCAAUGCUUGUUCCAAGUACGUAAUUUAACAAUGUACCAUUCCUGUUUUAUAGUACUGCAGCACCAUAACAUAUUUAUAUAUGUGUAAUAAGAAUUAAUAGCACAAGUUGUGCCAGUUUGCUCCUCCACCUGAAACAAGAGUGUGUAAAUAAUUCAGAAUAUUUUAAAAAAAUUGUUCAUUAUAAAAGUAACAUAAAUAAAACAUUAAUUCUUUAUAUUGAUGAAGUUUGGGGGAAAAAAUCUGAUAACAUUGAUUUUCAUUGGCUGUAGCAGUAGUAGACUUCAAGUGGAACACUGCUCAGAAUAUUUAAAUUUCAAAUGUAAUGUGAGGCGACAGGUGUAGUCAGAAUUCUAAUUUCUGAAACAGCGAUGCAAGAACUGGCUUUCAGUUUUGUAGAAAAAUUUCGCAAAUACAAACAGGUGUUGUGAGAAACUACCGCAAACUACCGCUCAGGAUGAGAACAUCAACAGCCUAAAACCGGAAGUGUGCUCGUGCCUUAUUGUAGAUAGCAUCAAGGAGCUGUACAGCUGCACAGUAGCGUUUUUCUGCGUCCUCACCGAGGUGCGUUGGUGCUGAUUAGUCUACGCUACAGCGCUCCUCUCGAGACAAACCCAGGAUUACAUCCAUGCAAGACAAGUUUCCUCAGUUUCUCUGGCACUGAAGUGCUGUCCGAGCGUUUGUGCAUGCUUAACGGCACACUCGCAAUGGCAAUGGAGCUGGACAUGAUGGAGGUGAAGCAGGUGGUGGUAGGGGCGGGGAUUGAGACCCCCAUGGACCUGGCCUCCGACAGCACCGAAGAUUCCCAUAAGGCUUUCGUCGAGGAGGAGGAAGCCACUGCACCAUCGCUUAUACAGACCUACCAGCAUGACAGCCUGCAGUGUUUCCAGUGCUUCAUCACCUUCUGCAACUCCAAAGCCAAGGAGAGGCACAUGAGGAAGAGCCACCGCGAGGAGUACAAGCAGCAGCUGCAGCAGAGCGACACGCUGUUCACCUGCUACGUUUGCGACCGCACCUUCCUGUCCUCGGUGGAGCUGACCGAGCACCAGGGCGCCCACAGCAAGGAGGACAAGCCCUUCAAGUGCCCGCACUGCCAGGAGAGCUUCCGCACGUUCUCGGAGAUGACCUCUCACCGACGGCACGUCUGCACGGAGAAGCCGUUCGCGUGCCGGGACUGCGGGAAGUCCUUCCGGGGCCCCCACCUGCUGCGCACGCACCGCGCCGCCUGCCACCCCGAGCGGGGCCAAAACCACGCCGACGACGACGAAGGCAAGACCCACCGCUGCGGCAAGUGCGGCCGCGGGUUCGAGGAGGAGGCGGAGCUCCUGCAGCACCAGGAGAACCACGCCGGGGACCUGCACUGCAACGGCGGGGCCGCGCCCAAGAGACGGGGGCGCCCGCCCAGGGAGGCGGAGCCUGCGGAGGGGGGUGGGGAGGGCGAGAGCCUGGGGGGCCGCGGCGGCGGCCAGAUGGCCCCACUCCUGCAGGCGGAGGCGGAGGCGGAGGCGGAGGCGGAGCCCGCGCCCCAGCCCCGCCCCCACGCCUGCCCCGAGUGCCAGGCCGGCUUCCCCGCUGCGUCCCAGCUCCGAGCCCACAGGAGGGAGGAGCACGGGCGGAGGCCCCACGCCUGUCCCGGCUGCGAGGAGAGCUUCUCCAGGCCGGGGCAGCUGGAGGCCCACGCCGCCCGCGCCCACGGCGCCGGCCGCCACGCCUGUCCCGCCUGCGGGAAGAGCUUCGGCCGGGAGAACAGUCUGAGGGCGCACCAGCACACCCACGCCAGCCCCCCAGAGCCCGCCCACGGGGCCUGCAGAUAAAUCGGAGAGAGGGGGGUAAAGUCCGUCAAGGAUGGGCCUAUGAAUUAACCGAGGGGGCUGGCUUAUGAACGAGCACCGGUUUCUAAAACGAAAGAAAAAUCGGGCUAGAAUAAAAAAUUAAAAAAAAAGAUAUAUAUAUAUAUUUGUAUUUGAAUACAAAUGAGGCAGCUGGGAUUUUUAAGUGUUUGAGUUGUUGCUUUUAGAAUGUGAAAAUAAGGCUGGUCUGUGGCUAUUGGGGGAGGUUUUAUGUAUCAGAAUUUAACCUGAACGAGAUGCUGUGGCUGGUUGCGAAGAAUUGAUCUAUUGAAAGCGACGUUUUUAUGACGCUGGGAUUUUCUGAAGUGGAAUUGGGGGUUUUUGAUCUUUCAUCUUCAGUCUCAGUAUUUCACUGCCCACAGAUGGGUUUUCAUACGGUAAUACGUUUAUAUGUAUGUCCUGGGAGUUAUUAAAAAUGCAACAAAUGAUUUUUGGCUCUGAGAAGAGCAGAAUGCACCUAAUUUAUUUUUUCAGUGGGGAAAGUGGGCUGCUCUCAUUCCGGGACACUUUCAACGCCUCCGUGAUCGAGCCUUUAUUAAAAUUCGGAGGCACUUUAAAUCCUGUUUGUUCUCCAUUCGUUGUAAAUCAACGCCUGUGCCCCAACUUGGUGUCAACAUUACUAGAAUGUUUUCUCUCGAACCAAAUUUGACUCAGGGAGAGUUUCUGCGUGCAGCGGACGUGCGUGGUGCCCUCUACCUUGUGUUAGCGGUGGGCUUUUGCGCGAGCUGAAAAUGGGGGCAUUUCCUGUCUUUUUUUUUUUUUUUUUUUAAAGGCGCAGUCACAGGUGCGAAGACCUGUGGAAAUCACCAUGGUAACAUCCACAUUUGCAGGUGCGCACACCAUUCUACCAUAUGGCGUGAUAAAAAAAAAAAAACCUGGAAGCGAGUGUGUUUUGUUUUUUAAAUUUGACUGAUAAUUAGGAAAUGGAUUCCGUAAAUUUUUACAAAUUUAUAUUCCUGUGAAAAAAAAAAAAAAAAAACUAAACCCGUAAUGUUUUAUUUUUUGUGUGUUUUUAAUACCCCAGAUUAAAAAAAAGAAGAAAAAACAUUUUUCAACGUGUAAUAUGUUCGUGUGUUUUUGUACGAUUAGCAGGAGUAGACUUGAUGUUGAGGUUUGGAGGGAUAAGUCUGCUGCUACCUGUAUGUGGAAUAUUUGUGCAGUUUUAAAACAGAAAAGGGCCCAUGUGAGUUUUAAAAUUUUAAUUCUAAUUUUUCAGAGUAUUUAUAAAAACCUAUCAGUGAAGCCAUUCAGAAGUUCUCCAAAAGUUGAAAACAUUGGGACAGACUUUAAAAUAGAGAUUCCAUUGUUUCUGAGAAUGUGCUAUUUUGUGUCGAAUAAAUUUUGUUCUGGCUUCAGCCAGUGGAUCACAGAUUGGUCAGUGCUUUUUUUAAAAUCUGUUUUUAUUGGUUGAUGCGUUUUAUUUUGUCAUGCUCAUGUGGGAGUGUCCUAUAGACACUUGAGAACUCGCACAAAGUUGUAUUUUGGGGGAAAUGGAUUUCUAAUGGAUCUAAAGUAGGUAACCGUCUAACGUUUUGUCCGAUUACGGUAACAUUGGGUGUGGUAAAAAUGGCUAUUUAUCUCUCAUGGGUCACUUUGUAACAAUGCAAUCCACAGGAUAUCUCUAGAAGAUCCUCUUGACUGCUUAUUGUUUUUCUUUUGUAUAUCUGUCUCCCCUUGGAGGCAGGUUUCUAUGGAAACUAAACUAACAGUAUUUACUGGACUGAGGUGUGUGCUGCCUGACCCCGCCCACCUUUCAUAGUGUUUUGUCGGAGAGUUUAUCACACUGAUGCAUGGAAAUAAUAGUCACCGUUUGUUAUUAAUGGGCGAUUGAGGCGUCUUCAGUGUCAAAAUGGACAGGUCUACUGGGGACGCACUGAUUUGAACGGAGAAUUGUCUUUGAACACAAGGCUGCUUGUGUCGACAGAGUAUUGUUGCCCCAGUGGUUACGGUGUUUGUGAAGCCACGCUCUCAUUGCUGUCCGUCUUCAGUGUUCUUUGGGACAA
Messenger RNA from Anguilla anguilla (European eel), 4676 nucleotides. RefSeq names its product zinc finger protein 135-like. Gene Ontology annotation, biological process: regulation of transcription by RNA polymerase II. The record is from RefSeq and is a predicted model, not a curated record. Lineage: Eukaryota; Metazoa; Chordata; Actinopteri; Anguilliformes; Anguillidae. The transcript is spliced from 6 exons. Gene Ontology annotation, cellular component: nucleus. Gene Ontology annotation, molecular function: DNA-binding transcription factor activity, RNA polymerase II-specific; RNA polymerase II transcription regulatory region sequence-specific DNA binding. The coding region runs from base 1510 to 2637 and encodes 375 amino acids.